GGUAAUGCAUACACCUCCACCAAAAAAGGAGCACUCGAUCAGACUAGACAUGAAUUAAGAUCUGGAUCAACUUUUCAUCUUAUGACAAAACUGAUCUAUCACUGGAAUAUAAUUUUUGAGCACUUUUGACUCUGGGAUCACCAGCAAGUUGAGACAUGAGGGUCCAAACAUUUUCAAGAGCACAGAUCUUGGACGAAUUCACUCUUAGAUUUCAGUCUCUUGCUGCAAAUGACAACCGUGGAUUUAAACAAGAAUUUGAGGAUUUAGAAGAGGUUGGCCAGAAUCUCCCCUCCAGAGCUGGGACCACUGAGGCCAACCAGAACAAGAACAGAUACCCCCACAUUGUGCCAUAUGAUCAUUGUCGAGUGAGGCUGUCUGUACAAAACCAAAAUCCAUAUUCAGACUACAUCAACGCAAACUAUGUCCCUGGUGGAGGGACAGAGAGAGAUUUCAUCUGCACCCAGGGCCCACUGCCUCACACUGUGGCGGACUUCUGGAGGAUGGUGUGGGAGCAGAACGUCCAGAUCAUUGUCAUGGUCACAGCUCUGAGACACAAGGACAUAAUUCUGUGUGAGAAGUACUGGCCUUUGGAACCAGGCACAGUUCAACAUGGACGAAUACAAGUGACCACAGUAAACCGCCAACAAGGGCCGGACUACUUCAUCACCACAAUCAAAUUACGACAGAGGGAUUUUCCCACUGAACGGAUAGUCACACAUUACUAUUACUCAUCCUGGCCGGAUUUGGGUGUCCCAAAAGAACCAGCAUCACUUUGUGCCUUCACUGAGCAUGUGCGUCAACACCUGGAGACCCUGCCUCGCGUCGGACCAGCUGUAGUGCACUGCAGUGCAGGUGUCGGGCGUUCAGGGACCUUCGUUGCUCUGUUGUGGCUCAUGCAGCUCUGUGCUCGUGGGAUCAGGCCUGAUGUUAGAGCUGCAGUGGAAGACCUCAGAUUGCAUCGCAUGUGGAUGGUACAAAAACUGCAACAGUAUGUAUUUGUAUACCAGUGCCUUCUGCAUUGGCUUAAUGCAAGAAUGGUAGGAUCUACAUGGCUGCAACUUCAGAGUCCUAAUUUGAACCCUAAUCAUUCCCAGCCACACAGCUCUCCACCAAAAGAAAAUAAGGUGAGAAAAAAACACCGGCAACGCAGAAAGUCAACAUCAGAUCAAGAACAAUUCACAACGCAACAUUUUCUACAUCCUUCAAACCUGUUAAGGAAGCUACUGCCAUCAUCAACACUCCCUAAGAAAGGCACAAAAACAUCCCCUACUACAUCUGUGCCAUUUAGGUGAAAGAGAAUGUCUUACGUCACACUGUUACAAACUGGUCUUUCAACAUGCAACUGAUGCUCUUGAAGAAAGUACUUACGUUCAGACCAAAACCUGCCAAGCAGGACAAACCCGCUUUUGAGAGGGUGUGAGAACAAAUGUUUGUCAGCAAAUGCUUCUUGUAUAUAGACUGACUGCUAUCAACUAAACAAAACCUGUGCAGCCAAGUAUGUGUGUAGGAUGUAUGAUGAGUUUUAUAAGUCUGAAUAAAGUUUGUGAGGAGUUUUAUUUCA
Periophthalmus magnuspinnatus is the source of this 1561-nucleotide messenger RNA. Its product is annotated as receptor-type tyrosine-protein phosphatase V-like. NCBI's taxonomy places the organism in Eukaryota, Metazoa, Chordata, Actinopteri, Gobiiformes, Gobiidae. Gene Ontology annotation, molecular function: protein tyrosine phosphatase activity. The record is from RefSeq and is a predicted model, not a curated record. Gene Ontology annotation, biological process: protein dephosphorylation. The transcript has 11 exons. Bases 156 to 1292 code for a protein of 378 amino acids.